GUCGCCGACGAAUCGUCGCGGAGAGCCCACGUUUGUGCUCUGUCGAAACGACCGGCGAAACGAACGGAUUUUGAUUUGACGUCAUUGUGUGCCACUCGAACGACAAUAAUCGACUCAACAAUGUGUUGACAUAGUGUAGUGAAUUAACAUAAAAGUGUUACUAAUACAACAACAUACACAAAACAACAGUGUUACUAAAACAAUAGUGCAAUACGGUGCAUAGUUACGACAGUGUCACUGCAGUGUGACUAGUGCCAGUGUAGUGUGAUGGUGUGACAGUGCGUGACUGUUCAAGAUGGCGUCUGGGAUUUUGACAGCUGUCAUUUUGAUCUUUGGCUGUCAUCUCGCAGCGGCCGGCGCUCCUGCUGACAAUAAAGAUCACGUAUCGGCUCUAGUAGGAGAAACAGCUCGCAUCAAAUGCCGAAUCGAUGUCAGCUCAUGCGGUGAUAUGCACAGUAUUAAAUGGUACAAGUCUGAGAACAGGAUCUACAUCUACUCGGGGAAUAAGGAUGGACCUAUUAAUAGGCCUGAAGGAGACAUGGCGGACAGAAUGUCGAUAUCAUACAAGAACAAUGACUCAUUUGCUGAGCUGGUGAUUGCCAACGUAAAGGCCGAAGACGAAGGGAUCUUCCUCUGCGAGAUCACCUAUAUUCAAGUCGGAGAAGAUUGCAACACUGUGCAGGUCACCGACUUCCGAACAUACACUCAAACAACAACACCGGACAACCAAACUGUUAUCCACACGCUGAUGCUGACUGUGACCCGAGCGGAGCUAGGAGGCACACUAGUCUGCGACGUUCAUUCUGACGCCUUGGGGACGGAGCACAUUAUACGGACUAUCAAGUUGAAUGUCGAAGGUGUAGGAUGCGGCGCGGUAAGUGUGGACACAGCAGUUUUCGGCGCGCACAGCACGCGGUUCGCCUCCGCGCCGGCCGCGCGCGCAGCUGAGAUGCCGAUAGGGCUCAUACGCAAGGCUGCGAGUUGGACUCCGACAUCUCACAUCCUUUACUAG
Hyposmocoma kahamanoa is the source of this 1012-nucleotide messenger RNA. RefSeq lists its product as uncharacterized. The record is from RefSeq and is a predicted model, not a curated record. Bases 296 to 1012 code for a protein of 238 amino acids. Gene Ontology annotation, cellular component: external side of plasma membrane. The transcript has 6 exons. Lineage: Eukaryota; Metazoa; Arthropoda; Insecta; Lepidoptera; Cosmopterigidae. Gene Ontology annotation, biological process: cell surface receptor signaling pathway; positive regulation of T cell proliferation; cellular response to lipopolysaccharide.